This is a messenger RNA of Cicer arietinum (chickpea), 1777 nucleotides long. Its product is annotated as zinc finger protein CONSTANS-LIKE 2. NCBI's taxonomy places the organism in Eukaryota, Viridiplantae, Streptophyta, Magnoliopsida, Fabales, Fabaceae. Gene Ontology annotation, cellular component: nucleus. The record is from RefSeq and is a predicted model, not a curated record. Gene Ontology annotation, biological process: regulation of photoperiodism, flowering; regulation of flower development. Gene Ontology annotation, molecular function: DNA-binding transcription factor activity; protein binding; zinc ion binding.
AAACAGCAAGAACAAUCUCUGCAAUACUCACUUCACCUAUUUUAACUUCCUUAACACUGUCUGUCCCAAACUGACAAAUUAACAAACCAUUCAUCGCUCCACAAAUGUUGGAGCAAGAACUCUUUACCACCACCACCACCUCAGCCACCGCCACCGCAACCAUUAGGCCUGCGGUCACGUGGCCACGAACAUGUGACACGUGCCGCUCGGCCGCAUGCGCGGUCUUUUGCCGCGCAGACUUGGCUUACUUAUGUGCCGCGUGUGACGCGCGCGUCCACGCGGCCAAUCGUGUAGCCUCGAGGCACGAGCGUGUUUGGGUCUGCGAGGCCUGCGAACGUGCCCCGGCGGCUUUUCUUUGUAAAGCCGAUGCCGCAUCUCUUUGCUCUACCUGUGAUGCGGAUAUCCACUCUGCCAAUCCUCUUGCCAGCCGCCACCAACGUGUCCCUAUUCUUACGAUCUCCGGCUACCUUUAUGGUCCUCCGGCGACCCUUUUAGGUGCCGAAGAUCACGAAGGGUUUGUUGGUGGUGGUGGUGACGUGGAGGAAGAGGAGGAUGAAGUUGUUGAUAAUAUGGAAGAUGAAGAUGAAGCAGCUUCAUGGCUUUUGUUGAAUCCUCUCAAGAAUAGUAACAACAAUAAUAAUAGUAAUGAUCAUAAUCAAGAGGGUAAUAAUGGAUUUUUGUUUAAUGGUGAAGUUGAUGAGUAUUUGGAUCUUGUUGAUUGUAACUCUUGUGGUGGUGGUGGUGAUAACAAUUUCAAUACCAAUACUACUCAUCAUGAUGAGUAUAGUGUUGUUCCUGUUCAACAGCAGCAAGUACAGAAUUUUCAACUUGGGUUGGAUCAAUUUGAGUCUUCCAAACCUGGAUUCAGUUACAAUGGUUCUAUUAGUCAAAGUGUAUCAGUUUCAUCAAUGGAUGUAGGUGUUGUACCAGAAUCAACAAUGACCUAUUCAAGACCUCCAAAAGGAACAAUUGACCUAUUUUCUGGUCCUCCAAUUCAAAUGACUUCACAUUUCUCUCCAAUGGACAGAGAAGCAAGAGUCCUAAGGUACAGAGAAAAAAAGAAGACAAGAAAAUUUGAGAAAACAAUAAGGUAUGCAUCAAGGAAAGCCUAUGCCGAGACUCGACCGCGUAUAAAAGGUCGAUUCGCAAAACGAACUGAUGUAGAAGCUGAAGUUGAUCAAAUGUUUUCAUCAACACUAAUUACAGAAAUUGGAUAUGGCAUUGUUCCAUCUUUCUGAGUUAAACAAAAUGGUCAGAAGAUUAUUGUAAAAAUCCGGCACCAACCACUGACACUAUUACUCACGAUCUCGUCCCUUUGUCCCCAUUACAAAUUAGGAGUUUUUGGUUUCUCUGAGAAUUGAACCCAAUAUAGAGGGAAUAAGUACCACCAUUCCAUCAAGUGGCAAUUACUUAUUACCAAGAUAUUGGGUUCAACUUCUACGAAAGACAAAUAAUCGCUAAUUUACAACAGAGACAAAAGGGGCGAGAAGAUCGUGAAUAAUAGUACUGGUAAUUGGUGCUAGACUUUUACGAUAAAAAGAACAAGGUUGAGAAACAUGACCAUAACAGAAAUAGCAAUCACUUGUGUUCUAUUAUUACUAUGAUUUUUCUACUAAUACUGUAUUUUUUCUUCUUCAUAUAAUCUAAUUACUUGCAGUUGCACUAAUUAGAUAUAUGCUUUAUUAUCUUGUUUAUUAUAUUUUGAAUGUGCUGAUAGUUGUAAAUACAGUCCUUAUAUUAUUAAGUUAUUAAAUUAAAGUCAACAUAUAUUUUGAAA